This is a messenger RNA of Drosophila subobscura, 4036 nucleotides long. It is a transcript of the gene lap, whose product is annotated as phosphatidylinositol-binding clathrin assembly protein LAP. Gene Ontology annotation, cellular component: clathrin-coated pit; extrinsic component of presynaptic endocytic zone membrane; clathrin-coated vesicle. Gene Ontology annotation, biological process: clathrin-dependent endocytosis; clathrin coat assembly; synaptic vesicle budding from presynaptic endocytic zone membrane. The record is from RefSeq and is a predicted model, not a curated record. The transcript has 16 exons. Gene Ontology annotation, molecular function: 1-phosphatidylinositol binding; phosphatidylinositol-4,5-bisphosphate binding; clathrin heavy chain binding. Bases 454 to 2916 code for a protein of 820 amino acids. NCBI's taxonomy places the organism in Eukaryota, Metazoa, Arthropoda, Insecta, Diptera, Drosophilidae.
AGAUAAUUCCGCGGUCACUCUGAUCCCUGUGGCACAAGAAAAAUAUAGAUUAAAAAUUAAAAAAAAAAGCCUCGCGUUGCAGCGUUAGGCACCGGUUAGAGAGUGCAAUCAAAAGAGCGGCGUUACAUUGUGCCCAGCUGCUGCUAAUCAAAUCAAACUCCUGUGCUGUUGUCCCCCCAAAUUGUGUCGGUCGUGGCGUUCGCAUAGCAAAAAUUUCUAUAACAGUUCUCAAUCAAUCAAUACCUCUCUCUCGCUCGCUCGCUUUUUCUGUCUCUCUGCCCUGUCUUUCGCUGUACGUGCGUGCUGCUGUGUGUGUGUCAGUGUUUUUCUGUGUGUGCGUGUGUGGUGCUGGUGUCGUCCACUCCUUGGGUGCAUAAUUAAAUUAAUCAAAUAAAUAAAAAAUCAACGUGUUGAAACCGAAAAGAGCAGCCGUAGUGCAACAACAGCUUCAACAUGACCAUGGCAGGGCAAACAAUCAACGACAGGCUGCUAGCAGCCCGUCACAGCCUUGCGGGCCAAGGACUGGCCAAGUCCGUCUGCAAGGCCACUACUGAGGAAUGCAUUGGACCGAAGAAGAAGCAUUUGGAUUAUUUGGUGCACUGCACAAAUGAGCCGAAUGUCUCGAUACCUCACUUGGCCAACUUACUUAUCGAGCGUUCACAGAACGCCAAUUGGGUGGUGGUCUACAAGUCGCUGAUAACCACACAUCAUCUGAUGGCAUAUGGCAAUGAGCGUUUCAUGCAAUAUUUAGCAUCAAGCAACUCUACAUUCAAUCUCAGCUCCUUUCUGGACAAAGGAACAGUGCAAGCAGAUGGUGGCAUGGGCGUUCCAGGUGGCAGAAUGGGUUACGAUAUGUCCCCAUUCAUACGACGCUAUGCCAAGUAUUUGAAUGAGAAGUCGCUCUCCUACCGAGCCAUGGCCUUUGACUUUUGUAAAGUCAAACGAGGCAAAGAGGAGGGCUCGUUGCGCAGCAUGAACGCAGAAAAACUCUUGAAGACUUUGCCAGUUUUGCAGGCACAAUUGGAUGGACUUUUAGAGUUUGAUUGCCAGUCCAAUGAUUUGUCCAAUGGCGUUAUUAAUAUGAGUUUCAUGCUCUUAUUUCGCGAUCUCAUCCGUCUGUUUGCUUGCUAUAACGAUGGCAUCAUCAAUUUACUGGAAAAAUACUUUGAUAUGAAUAAAAAGCUGGCACGCGAUGCAUUGGAUCUCUAUAAGAAGUUUUUGGUUCGCAUGGAUCGUGUAGGGGAAUUCUUAAAGGUGGCAGAGAAUGUGGGCAUUGAUAAGGGUGACAUACCCGAUUUGACCAAGGCCCCAAGCUCUCUUUUGGAUGCCUUGGAGCAGCAUUUGGCCACACUGGAGGGUCGUAAAGUAUCUGCUGCCAAUACGCCCACACAGUCUUCAAGUAGCCAUCAACGCAAUGUAAAAUCCGCUGUAUCUGCACUUUCUUCUACCAGCUCGGCUUUUGGCACUGCGGCCGCUUCCAGUAAAUUCGAUGCCACCAAUGGGAUUGAUGAGCAGCUCAAGGCACAGGUUCUGGCCGAAGAAGAGGCCGCCAUGAAUCAGUACAAAUCGAAGGUAUCGUCGCCCACUAGUAGCGGUGCUGCUGGCUCUAGCGCUGCACUAACAAAUCCAUUCCUAUCGUCACCGCCAGCCUCAUCGGCUGGCCAGCCGAUAGUUGAUCUGUUUGGUGCCGCGUCGGCACAGCCCGCUGCUGCUGGAGCAGCGUCCCACCACCACCAGGCGCCACAGGCCACCACCAAGGCCUCUGACGAUUUAUUGCAGUUGGGCAAUCCCUUUGCCGACAUGUUUGAAGCCAGUGCCAAUGCUGGCGGCUCUAAUGCUGCAGGAGGUGCCACAGGUGCUACACUCAAUGCCAAUAAUUUGUGGAUGCAUAAUAAUGGUUUCAAUGGCGCUUCAGUCUCCUCCGCUGCUGCAACAAAUGCAUUCGUUUCCGAUAGUAAUUUCUCAUCCGUUUUUGGUAACACGGAACCCACAGCAUCGAUGCCGUUGCCCCCCAAUCCAUUUUUCGAUGACGCAGUCGCUGUUGCACCUGUUGCUCCAACACCCUUUGGCAGCAAUAACAUUUUUAUGGAUCAGCAGCAACAGCAUCAGCAGCAGCAAGCAAUGUUCUACAUGCAGCAACAGCAGCAGCAACAAUUGCAACUUCAACAUCGACAGCAGCUACAGCAACAGCAACAGCAAGAAUUUCCACCAGGUUUUGAUGCUUUGGGCGAUGUAUUGAAGCCAGCUUCAGCCAGCAAUCAAAUGAACGUUGUCGCCACCACAGGUGUCUAUCCUACCGGCAACAGCAGCGGAAACAGCUCCUCGAUCCUUGCACUCCAGCAGCAGCAAUAUCUCUUGGGGCAGCAGCAGCAUCAGCAGCAAAUGCCAUUGCAACACCAGCAACUUCAGCAGUUACAACAUCAGCAGAUGCAGCAGCAACAGCCACAGCCAGCCAGCACUGGGAAGAUAAUUACCGGCGAUUUGGAUAGUUCACUAAUGUCACUAGUUGAUAACUUAAAUAUAAAUAAAACGGCAAGUGCAAAACCUGUGCAAUGGAAUUCACCUAAAAAUACAGCGAAACCAGGUGCUAAUUGGACACCACAACCAAUGGCGGCUACAACUGGUGCUGGCUAUCGUCCAAUGGCACAUGGCAUGACCGUAAGUCCAGCGCCAAUCACAAUCAAUCAUCCGUAUAUACAUGCUAGUUAUCCUGUAAUGCCAAAUUAUAUGCAGGGGAUGCCGGUGAUGGGGCAAGCCCCUUUGACUGGGGUGCCACCGACGAUGAUGUCGGCGCCGCAAAGUAAUUCCUCAACGGCAGCUGCAGGAGCGACGGGAGGCAUCAUGCAGCCAAUGCAGCCGACGCAGAAUGGGAGCGGCAAUAAAAGCGUACCACUGGAUCCAUUUGGUGCGUUAUAAAGGGGCACUCAUCCAAGCCACACUCACACCCACACACACUUUAAGCGCUCUAACCUCAUAGAAAGCAGACAAACACCCACACACAUAAUAAAAUAUUAUAAAUUAAAUAUAUAUAAAAAUAUAUAUUGAAAAAUUCAAAAUGUUUACACUACGCUACACAGAAAAGCUAAAGCAAAAACAAAUGUUUAUGGAAAAUGGCACUAAAAGCUAAAAGAAUGGAAAAGAAAAGAUUAUAUUAUAAUGUUGAACGAAAAAAAAAAAAACAAAUGCUAUAUACAUACAAUAUAUACGAGUAUAUAUAUAUUUUAUAUUAUUACUAUUUAAAUGAAACAAAAAGAAAAAAUAAGUUUGACUAUUUAUAUGUAUACACCAAUUUAUAUACUAUGUAUGCUAAAAAGAACGAAUGAAAAACGAAACAAUUUCCGUAAAUAGCUAAAAAGAAAAAGAAGGAAGAAAAGUAGUCUAUGUGAAAUAUACCUACGAGAACUCUACGAUAAGUCUAAGCAAAAACCUGUAGUUGUGUCCUACGCCAAUCACACGUUCAACUUUCUAAAUUAUGGAAUACUAGUGGAAAACACUCUGUUAACUGUCGCAAAAAAAGAGAGGAGAAGCCAGCGCCCCGAACCCCAAUUGCAAUAUUUUAAUCCGUCUAUUACGCAAAUUUAUAGUUUUUCUGUUAUUUGUGGUUAAAUAUACUAUAUACGAGUAUGUACUAUGUUUUUUAAAACUGUUGUUAAGCAAAUUAUAAUUUUGUAACUCAAAUAAUUGUAAAUGCAUUCCAAACUAGUUUCAAUUUUGUCCAAAUUUAAUUUGCAAAAGUUAAAACAUUUCUAAUUGUUAAGUAUUAUUUAAAAAAGAAACUAAAGCAACGCUGAAGAUUGAUGCAGUAACGUGUGCUGAAAAAAACCGCGGCGUAUAUUUGAAUAUGUGUUAUAUACUCUAGAGCCAUUUAUUUAAUUGCUUCGAAAACCGACAGCACAUCAAGAUACGUAGUUCAUUUGAAGAUUGUGUAUAUACAAAAGAGAAAAAACAAACAGAAAGCAUGAGGCGUGUGCGUAGGUUAUUUCCUAUUGUCCCACCCACACGCUGAACUAUGUCUAAAUAAACAUUUACAUAUAAA